AUGGGUAGUAGACGUCAUAAGAAUAAGCAAGCUGCUCCACCAAGUUUGGACGAGUUCCAGGCCAAGAGAGACAGAAGAUUGAAGAAAGAAGAAAAGGCUAGUAAGAGAUCUUCUACUGCAGCUGUAUCUUCGAAGGAUGGCAAGAAAUCCAAGAAGCAAAAAUUGGAAAAGAGUAAGCCUCGUGUAGAGGAAGAAGAGGAAGAGCUUGUUUCAGAGGAAGAAGUUUCUAACCUAGAAGAAAUCUCCCAAGAGAAAAAAACGCUCUUUGAUGAUGACAAUGAUGAUGAAGAAGAAGAAGAUUUACAAGACGAAUUUGAUUUGGAACAGGAAUAUGAAAACGACGAUGACGAUGUCCAUGCAAGACCAAUGUUUUCUGACGAUGAAGAUGAAGAAGACCUAGAAGAAUUAAAUGUUGCUAAUAUGGAAUCCUUGUCCAAGAAAUUGGAUGAAGAAGAAGCCGAAGAAGCCGAAGAAGCUGAAAGAGAACUGGUAGAAGCAGCUGCUAUGCAACCUAGAGCUGACGUUUUACCUUCCAAGGAGGAGGAAGAAUUGAUGGCUCAAGGUCCAGCCGAUUUAACUGCAGUAAGAACUAGAAUGAUUGAAAUUGUGAAAGUCCUAGAAGAUUUCAAAAGUUUAGGCGCUGAAAAUAGAUCAAGAUCAGAAUACGUUGACAGAUUAUUAAAAGAUAUUUGUGAAUAUUACGGUUAUUCACCCUUCUUAGCAGAAAAAUUAUUCGACUUAUUUUCUCCAGCUGAAGCUGUUGAAUUUUUCGAAGCUAAUGAAGUUGCAAGACCAAUUACCAUUAGAACUAACACUUUAAAGACAAGAAGAAGAGAUCUGGCUCAAACUCUGGUCAACAGAGGUGUCAAUUUACAACCAAUAGGUAACUGGACAAAAGUUGGUCUACAAAUUUUUGAUUCACAAGUUCCCAUUGGUGCCACCCCAGAAUAUUUAGCUGGUCAAUAUAUCUUACAAGCGGCUUCUUCUUUCUUACCUGUUAUUGCAUUAGAUCCACAAGAAAAUGAACGUAUCUUAGAUAUGGCAUCUGCCCCAGGUGGUAAGACAACUUAUAUUUCUGCAUUGAUGAAAAACACUGGUUGUGUCUUCGCUAAUGAUGCCAAUAAAAACAGAACCAAGUCUUUGAUUGCCAAUAUUCACCGUUUAGGUUGUACAAAUACCAUCGUCUGUAAUUACGAUGCCCGUGAAUUCCCAAAAGUCAUUGGUGGUUUUGACAGAAUUUUGUUAGAUGCGCCAUGUUCUGGUACCGGUGUUAUUGGUAAGGAUCAAUCUGUUAAAGUCUCACGUACUGAAAAAGAUUUCAUUCAAAUUCCUCAUUUACAAAAACAAUUACUUUUGUCUGCUAUUGAUUCAGUUGACGCAAACUCUAAAAGUGGUGGUGUCAUUGUCUAUUCAACAUGUUCUGUGGCUGUGGAAGAAGAUGAAGCUGUUGUCGAUUACGCUCUUAGAAAAAGACCAAACGUUAAAUUAGUAGAAACUAACUUAGCUAUUGGUAAAGAAGGUUUUACUAGUUUCAGAGGGAAAAAAUUCCAUCCGAGCUUGAAAUUAACUAGAAGAUACUAUCCUCAUACUUACAAUGUCGAUGGUUUCUACGUUGCUAAAUUCCAAAAGGUGAGACCAUCUCCACACGACGAUAACCAAGCCAGCGCAAGAGAAAAGGAAGAUGCCGCCAGAAGGGAAGCAGAAGAAGAAGGUAUCAUCCAUUCUGAUUUCGCCAAGUUCGAUGAGCAAGAAGAUGAAAGAUACAUCAGUAAAUCUAAGAAAGACAGUCUCCUAAAGAAAGGUAUCAAUCCAAAGGCCACAAAAAGAUCUUAG
Kazachstania africana CBS 2517 is the source of this 1833-nucleotide messenger RNA. RefSeq names its product rRNA (cytosine-C5-)-methyltransferase NOP2 (gene NOP2). Gene Ontology annotation, cellular component: nucleolus. NCBI's taxonomy places the organism in Eukaryota, Fungi, Ascomycota, Saccharomycetes, Saccharomycetales, Saccharomycetaceae. The transcript has a single exon. Gene Ontology annotation, molecular function: rRNA (cytosine-C5-)-methyltransferase activity; RNA binding. The record is from RefSeq and is a predicted model, not a curated record. The coding region runs from base 1 to 1833 and encodes 610 amino acids. Gene Ontology annotation, biological process: maturation of LSU-rRNA; rRNA base methylation.